Aplosporella prunicola CBS 121167 is the source of this 1677-nucleotide messenger RNA. RefSeq names its product glycosyltransferase family 62 protein. Gene Ontology annotation, cellular component: mannan polymerase complex. Bases 1 to 1677 code for a protein of 558 amino acids. Gene Ontology annotation, biological process: cell wall mannoprotein biosynthetic process; protein N-linked glycosylation. The transcript is spliced from 5 exons. Gene Ontology annotation, molecular function: alpha-1,6-mannosyltransferase activity. The record is from RefSeq and is a predicted model, not a curated record. Lineage: Eukaryota; Fungi; Ascomycota; Dothideomycetes; Botryosphaeriales; Aplosporellaceae.
AUGCACCGGCACGGGUUCGCCAACGGAUAUGCCGGCUACAGCACAGGCGGACCCGACGUGUUCCACAUCGAGCCUCACAAGUUCCAGCCUCGAUCGCACACCAGCUUGCGCAGACGUAGACAGCUUUUCCUGAAAAUAGGCUUAAUAUCAGCGGUCGUCCUGCUUGCCCUCUCCGUCUUCUCAUCUUCAUUCCGAUCCAACGUCCUUCCCGCGCUGACGCUCGGCCUCUUUUCGUCUACGGCGGAAUUCCAACUCGAGACUGUCCGCUACUACGAUCUGAACAAUGUACAAGGAACGUCUCGGGGAUGGGAGAGAGAGGAGAGGAUUCUACUUUGCGCCCCGCUGCGUGACGCCGCGCCCCAUCUACCAAUGUUCUUCUCGCAUCUCCGGAAUCUGACCUACCCCCACAACUUCAUUGAUCUGGCGUUCUUAGUGGGCGACUCCAAAGAUGAUACGCUCGAGGUGCUUUCUGAACUCUUGGAGGGGCUCCAGGCGCAUGAGGACCCUAGCCAACAAUUCGGAGAGAUUUCAAUCAUGGAGAAGGACUUUGGACAAAAGGUCAACCAAGACGUCGAGAGUAGACACGGUUUCGCGGCGCAAGCAGGACGGAGGAAAUCUAUGGCACAGGCGCGCAAUUGGCUGUUGAGUGCGGCCUUGCGGCCUACUCAUAGCUGGGUGUAUUGGAGAGACGUGGAUGUGGAAACCGCACCUUUCACAAUCCUCGAAGACCUCAUGCGCCAUAACAAAGACAUUAUUGUGCCAAAUGUUUGGCGACCGCUGCCCGAAUGGCUUGGAGGAGAGCAGCCGUAUGAUCUCAACUCUUGGCAAGAGUCGGAAACGGCACUUGCUCUGGCGGAUACGCUUGACGAGGAUGCGGUCAUUGUGGAAGGUUACGCUGAGUAUGCCACUUGGCGCCCGCAUCUUGCCUACUUGCGUGAUCCAUAUGGCGACCCCGACAUGGAAAUGGAGAUCGAUGGUGUUGGAGGUGUUAGCAUCUUGGCCAAAGCGAAGGUCUUCCGUUCAGGUGUUCACUUCCCUGCAUUCAGUUUCGAGAAGCACGCGGAAACUGAGGGCUUUGGAAAGAUGGCAAAGCGCAUGAAGUUUUCCGUAGUCGGUUUACCGCACUACACCAUUUGGCAUCUGUACGAGCCUAGCGUUGAUGACAUCCGUCACAUGGAAGAAAUGGAAAACGAAAGACUCCUCAAAGAAGCCGAAGAAAGGCGAAAGGAGGAACGUCUCCAGAAACUCAAGGAAGACUUUGAAGACCCCAAUGAGCAGUGGGCUAAAGAUAAAUCUGACAUCCGGAACAUGGUUAAGAAGGAAUCCAACGAGGACGAGAAGACCGUACCUAAGGCAGAAAGCGAUGGCAAGAGCGAAGGCGCCGCGGUAGAAAAUAUCCAAGGGAAGGACGAUUCUGAGAAAGCCAAGGAUGCGAAAGCAGCCCAGGUGAAGAACCAUGGGUCAAAUAUCGAGGACACAAAGAAGGCCCACGCCAAACAUAUUGCUGAUGAGGAAGCAAAGAAGGCUGAAAAGGAGCCUGGCAAGAAAGCAAAUUUCCAGGAUGAGCCGUCGGAGAAGACUCAGGCCAAACAGGCCGACUCUGGAGCUGAAGAGAAAUCUUCUCCGACGAAAGAGAAUGACGACGGCGCAGCUAAGAUCGUUGACCCGUUAGACUAG